UACUUGGUGAAUAAGUUUCUAAAGUUUCUAAUUAAUUACUGAAAUUAACAGGGUGUUAUUGUAGAAAAUAUUGAACGCUAUAAACAAUAGAUGGUUCUGCUGACAUGCUGACUUUGCUCUUUUAAGCUCCACCCUGAUUUACCGGUGUCUGGGAUGUAAACACAGCUGAGCUGAAAGACACUCUUGUGCUCUUUGACAGCUGGACUAGACACACAGAAAGAGUCAGAGAGACACAACUACUUGAAACUUUAAACUGCACAGGUGCCAAAAUGGCCUCUAGAUCGUCCAUCACAGAGGAGGAUUUCUACUGCCCCAUCUGCUGUGACAUCUUCAUGGAUCCCAUUCUCCUUCCCUGCUCUCACAGCAUCUGUAACGGCUGUGUGAAAACCUUCUGGAACCGGCGAGGAAUUCAAGAGUGUCCCAUCUGCAGAUCUGUGUCCUCCAACCCUAACCCACCCAUAAACAUUGUGCUGAGGAACAUGUGUGAUCUGAUGAGAGAACAAACAACUCAGGAGCCUCCCGUAGAGACGGUGGAGUUCUGCAGUCUUCAUGGAGAACCUCUUACUUUCUUCUGCGCUGAAGAUCAAGAACUAGUUUGUGGGACAUGCAGAAAUGCUAAACCGCAUAAAAACCACCGCAUCCGUUUAACAGCAGAUGCAUCAAAGGACCUCAGGCAAGAGCUCCAGCUGAAACUAAAGGCCUUUCUGGAGAAACUCAGAGUCUAUGAACGAAUCAAACAGUCCUGGGAUGAAACAGCGGAGUAUAUUAAGAAGCAGAGUCAACAAACCGAGACUAAAAUUAAGGAGGCGUUUGAAAAGCUUCACCAGUUUCUGGAAAAUGAAGAGGCAGCCAGGAUGACGGCGCUCAGGAAAGAAGAAGAGCAGAAAAGUGAGAUCAUUAAAAAGAAGAUUGAGGAGAUUAGAUCAGGGAUGUUAUCGCUCUCACGCAUUAUUGAGUCCAUCGAAGAACAGCUGAGAAGGAAUGACUUCACAUUUCUUGUGAACUACAAGGCUGCAAUUGAAAGAACAAAGUGUACACUUCGGGAUCAAACCAGACCUUCAGGAAUGCUCCUUAAUGUAGCAAAACAUGUGGGUAACGUGACCUUUGAAGUAUCGAAGAAACUACAAGCCAAUGUCCGAUACACCCCAGUAACCUUUGACCCCAACACCGCCCAUCCUUAUCUGCUCUUGUCGGACGAUCUAACCUGUAUAACUUACACUGACGAGCACUUCCAACAGCUUCCAGCAAACCCAGAGAGAUUUGACGGCUACACAAGCAUUCUAGGCUCUGAGGGCUUUAACUCGGGGACUCACUGCUGGGACGUCGAGGUGGGCGACAGCGCAGCCUGGGCCGUGGGAGUGAUCACUGAGUCCGCGUACAAACACAGACAGACCCCCUCCAAAACAGGCUUGUGGUAUGUGGGCUUUUCCAACGGUAAAUAUGGGAAAGGCUAUUCUCCAGAGAUCCUCACCCUUCUACGGGUCAGCCAGAGAAUUCAGAGGAUCAGGGUGCAGCUGGACUGGGACAAGGGCAAAGUCACAUUCACUGAUGCGGGUCGUAAUAUCGGUCUGCAUGUGUUUAAACACACGUUCACUGAGAAAGUGUUCCCUUAUUUUUAUAGCCACUGUAUGAAACAUCCAAUGAGGAUCAUACCAGUACAAACAGCUGUGGAAGUGCACAUUUAGAGCCAAUAGUGCUGGUGAAGUUUAGUUAAAGGUUAAUUGUGAUAUCAAUAAUACAAUAAUAUAAAAUCAUCCUAAGGAGACAGUACAAAUACAGUACUACAAUAAAAGUUACUAAUAUUCAAUCCACCUACACUACAAUUAAAAUAAAUAAAAAAAUAAAAUAACUAGAAUUUUUGUGUUUUUGAGUAAAGAAUGCUUAAAAAUUAUUUACUUGACAAACUAUAUUGUUUGUAAGAUUGCAUAAAGUUUUUAGAGAAAGUGUAUUUUAUUACGAAAGAAAGGAAGAAAAGCUCACUGAAUGUAUAAAUGUAAAAAUGGGAUAAUGCAAUAAUGAACUACUGUAUUAUCAAUGUAAAUAUUGUUCCUGAUUUGCCUGCUUUGAUUUGAGCUAAGCUUGAAUUUUUAGAUGCUGUAUGACUGAAGUGACAAUAAUGAAGUGACAAUAAAGUAUUUUGAUUCAAAGAUUU
Labeo rohita (rohu) is the source of this 2152-nucleotide messenger RNA. It is a transcript of the gene trim35-30, whose product is annotated as tripartite motif containing 35-30. Lineage: Eukaryota; Metazoa; Chordata; Actinopteri; Cypriniformes; Cyprinidae. Gene Ontology annotation, molecular function: zinc ion binding; protein binding. The transcript is spliced from 6 exons. The record is from RefSeq and is a predicted model, not a curated record. Bases 270 to 1685 code for a protein of 471 amino acids.